This is a messenger RNA of Talaromyces amestolkiae, 1644 nucleotides long. RefSeq lists its product as uncharacterized. The record is from RefSeq and is a predicted model, not a curated record. The coding region runs from base 1 to 1644 and encodes 547 amino acids. Gene Ontology annotation, biological process: DNA-templated transcription. NCBI's taxonomy places the organism in Eukaryota, Fungi, Ascomycota, Eurotiomycetes, Eurotiales, Trichocomaceae. The transcript has a single exon. Gene Ontology annotation, molecular function: DNA binding; zinc ion binding.
AUGUCACUCCUCAAUCAGCAAGCCGCCCCUUACUGCACUGCUACCUUGAUCAAAGUUCUUUAUGCGCACAGCUGCCGUUUUCUUCGAGAUACAGACACCGUCUGGAGCUUAGAUCACCAUGGUGAAACGUUUCGACAAGUUGUCGAUCGUCUGACGUCGGAGGCCAAGGUUGCACUCGCUAUGGAGACACUGAAUCAGCCAUGUAUCCCCACCAUCCAAGCCCUACUCCAACAGUCCGCUCGAGAGAUAGCUUGCGGAAACUCUUCGGCAGCUUGGCUAUAUUCGGGUAUGGCAUUUCGUAUGGCUAUCGACCUGGGUAUCCACGUAUCUCCCGAUAUUCUACAAAGUCACACCAGUUCAUUUUCUCCGGAGGACGUAGAGAUUCGAAAGCGACUCUUUUGGAGUCUUUACACUUGGGACAAGAAUAUGAGCUUAUACUUGGGUAGGAUGCCGAAUUUCCUCCUCGGAGCCGAUACAAUGUCUCGCGACUUUUUAGACGACUUCUCUGAACAAGAGCCAUGGACACCUUUCUACUGGGGCGUCCCAGAAGCUUCUGAGCUUCCCGCGUAUCCGCCAGUCCCUGGUCAGGUAAUGUCUUGUUUCAAGUCGUUGUGUACAUUAUGCAAGAUUCUAGCUCGUAUAAUGUUAGAACUGUACAGCUUUCCGACGAACAACGAUAAAUCGGCGCCGCAAGUCUCCAAAGCCAAAGAACUUUCAUUCGUAUCAAUCAAAGAUGCAGUUGAAAUUUGGUGGUCUGUACUACCGCCCUCUUUGCGGAUUUUGACCAAUGAACUACCUCCGCUGAGCCCUCCACCACAUAUAACCUCCUUGAAUCUGAUGUAUAAUACCACACUCAUUCUUCUACAUCGGCCGCGGGUAGGUGGUGAUUCGCAAUCCGUCCAACCUGCAGUGCGGCAGAGCUGGGAAACCUGCCGGAAUGCGACCACUGCAAUCUACAGAAUACUCAGACUAUAUGUAAAUACUUUCGGUUUCCAGUACAUCACAUACAUGAACAGCUACUGCACUUAUACAGCUGCCACGACUGCAGUUUAUCAACUGGAAACAUCUCAGAAGACAAGUUGGCCACCCCCCUCUGAAGAUGUCACGUGGACAGAACUCAGAUUCUUCCUUGAUAUUCUCCAACGCUCGGCAACCGCCAUGCCAGGCCUCCAGCGGAGUAUACAAAUAAUCCAUACGAGGGUCAAAAAGAUAUUUGAUCGUCAAGUCCAAACGCAGCUCAAAUCGCUAUUCGGGAUGAAUGCCAAUACGCCAAGCAGAAAGGACAAAGGCAGUACGAAUCAAGAUACGAAUACAAUGACACCCUUUGCAGUUCCUGACAGUCAAUUUGUUCCCAAUCACAACCAGACGGGAAUUCCAUCUAUCGAUUCUUCUGCCAUAAAUCAACAUGCGGGCCAGACAAAUGAGUUGUGGUCGCUAGAACCCUGGCUCCCCGCUUUUCCAGGACAGGACACUUCUCAAGGUGCCAAGAUUAUGCUAGAUUUACACGACAUGCCUAGUAUCGAGGCUCCCAUGUUCAUCGGAUCGAACCUUGACUCGUAUAUGCGUCUCGACACUUCACUAACCUACGAUAUGGAUCCCAAUUACGGGUCUUAUACAAAUAACGAUUAUAUCGUUGACCAAUGA